Molecule: messenger RNA, 3409 nt
Organism: Hevea brasiliensis (rubber tree)
Lineage: Eukaryota; Viridiplantae; Streptophyta; Magnoliopsida; Malpighiales; Euphorbiaceae
Product: transcription factor bHLH155
Exons: 11
Coding region: 991-3231 (746 amino acids)
Biological process (GO): regulation of DNA-templated transcription
Molecular function (GO): protein dimerization activity; DNA-binding transcription factor activity
Source: RefSeq, a predicted model, not a curated record
CAUCCCCAAAAAUCCAAAACCCCAAAACCCAACUCAAGAAGAAGAUGCCCAAGGUGCCACUAGCACUUUUGUCAAAAAAGCUAAAAUGAACAGGGUGCGCCAAGUAGCGGCUGUCUAUAAAAUGCCCCAUUAAUCAGUUAAACCGGAAAUCUUCUCGUUGUUUGCUUGAGAAAAAACAUUCCUCUUUCCCUUUCUCUUUCUCCUUCUGAUAGCUCAGCCAAAAGCCACUGCAGCUUCUCUUUUUCCCUCUCUAAAACCAGUGAAGAAAAGCUCCCUUUCUUUCCUUUUUCUUUUCUUUGAUUGAAUUCUAAGUUAUGGCAAUGAAUGAAGUUGAAAGCUUCAAACUUCACUUCAAUUUUCGUUACUCUUAGUAAAAAGCUUUAAUCUUUAUUUUUUCUUUCUCCUUUUUGAAGAAGCUUUGUGAUCUCUUGAUCGCUUGUUUCUAGUGUUUCGGCUUCAAUAUCUCUGGUGACAAAAUAACGAAAUCUUUUUAACUUUUUGCGUUGAUUUCUUUCUUUGCUGGCAAAAUUGAGCUUAGAAAUUGAGUGAUACAUGUCGUCCGAUAUAAGCUAGAGGCUUUACUGUAACUUUGUAGUUCUAAAUUGGUUUUGCUGAGCAAAAUUUUUUAACAAAAUUCAUGGCUAAAUGCAGUACGUAUUGGUGCUCUGGAAUCUUUGUUAUGGAUCUUGCAAGUUUAAUUUUUUAUUUCAAAUUGUGAGAUUUGUGAGAGGUAGUAGAGUUUAGUGGAGCAGGGGUUUUAUAGCCUGGUUGUUGGGGGUGGUGUGAGGAAUGGGUAGGGAUCGUCUGCUUUUGACUACAGUAGGACCACCGAUAAAAGCACGCGCGGGGUUACUGAGAAAACAAGCAGGAAGAGGCUCUUACAGGGGAAGCUAGCUUGGGUGCAUGAAAUUAGGGUUUUGUUUUGGUGGAGGUUUUAUUUAACUGACAAAGUUGGUUUUUGGGGGGGAAGUUAGGAAUUUUUGAGGGAGGAUGGGUACUGACUUGCAUAAUAUACUGAGGAGCCUCUGCUUCAACACAGAGUGGAAGUACGCAGUGUUUUGGAAGCUCAAGCAUCGAACUCGCAUGGUGUUAACUUGGGAAGAUGCUUACUGUGACAAUUUUGAGCAACAUAAUCCUUUAGAGAAUAAGUGCUUCAGGGAGACACUGGAAAACUUGUGUGGUGGGCCUUUUUCACAUGAUCCGCUUGGAUUAGCUGUGGCAAAGAUGUCAUAUCAUGUAUAUUCUCUUGGGGAAGGGAUUGUUGGACAGGUGGCAGUUACUGGAAAACAUCGAUGGAUCAUUGCAGAUAAGCUUGUAACCAGUUCCAUCUCGUCAUUUGAGUUCUCAGAUGGCUGGCAAAGUCAGUUUUCAGCUGGGAUCAGGACCAUUGUUGUUGUAGCUGUUGUUCCAUUUGGAGUUGUACAGCUCGGCUCUUUGAAUAAAGUUGCUGAGGAUAUGAAGCUGGUAACCCAUAUAAAAGAUGUCUUUUUAUCCCUUCAAGAUUCCUCAGUUGGGCAUGUUACUGGUCCACUGCAAUAUAGUAUGAAGAAUUCUUUGUAUAUGCCAGAUUUACCUACUAAAGGAUUGGAUUCAGAAUCAGAGGUUAUUCCUGGUAGUCUAUGCAAUCUAGAUAAAGCUACAGACAAGGAAGGGCAGCCUAUGUUUCCUUAUUUACAGAAAAAAUGCGAUAAUUCUUAUUUUUGUUCCCUUCCUGGUAUACAUCAGAAUACAACAGAUGAAGUGGUAAAUAAACCUGGAGGGCAUGUACUAUCCACACUGAUGAAUGAUAAGAGUGUCAAAUCACCUCAGCUUAUAUCUUAUAAUUCCUAUUUGGAGCAGCAAAAUCAAGUAGGAAUAGAUUUUGUAGAUGACCACAAAUGUGGAGGGGGGACUAGUGCUUGGAAAGAUCCAGGCGAGCCAUCAAAACUCGAUGUAAUUCCACAUUUAAAUAAUUCUGUUAAGGAUAAUAUAAGGUUAUGUGAUGUUAUACUUCCUAAUGAAAAGUUUGAAGCUGAUCCUGUGAACUACCUGGUCAAUCUCCUUGGCUCUACCGUUUGUGAUCGAUCUAAGUCAGAUGGCAUAGAUGUUCAUCUACAUGGGAUGUUGGGCAUGCCUGAAUUUUCAGAUAUGAGCAUGAAAAAUGAGUUGGAGAAGAAGCUAGAGUAUCAAGCUGGGACAAGUCACUUAGACACCUCAAACACAUUUUUAAAGUUCUCUGCUGGCUGUGAGCUACAUGAAGCUCUAGGACCAGCUUUUUCAAAAGGGUAUCUCUAUUUUGAUUGUGAAACAGAGAAUACUGAAGCCAGGAACAUUGUUGAGGUGCCAGAGGGGUUAAGUAUUAGCCAGAUGACAUUUGACACAGGUCCAGAUAAUCUUCUAGAAGCAGUUGUAGGUAAAGUUUGCUAUAGCAGCAGUGAUGUGAAAAGUGAGAAAUCAAUCUGUAAAUCUGUGCAAUCUCAGUUAACAACUGAGAAAAUUUCAGAGCCUUCUAGCCGGCCCAAACAUAUUAUCCAUUCAGCUGGUUAUUCAAUUAAUCAGCAGUCUGUUGUUGAAGAGUAUACACAGAAUUGCUCAAGCUCAACAGGGGUCUGUGCUACAAUGUCUCCUAGAGGAUUUUCAUCAACUUGUCCAAGUACCUGUAGUGAACAUUUAGAUAGGCGCUCAGUACCAGCUAAGAAUAACAAAAAGAGGGCAAGACCUGGUGAAAACUGUAGGCCUAGGCCAAGGGAUAGACAACUGAUUCAAGAUCGUAUUAAGGAGCUGAGAGAGCUUGUGCCCAAUGGUGCAAAGUGCAGUAUUGAUUCCUUGCUGGAGCGCACGAUCAAACACAUGCUCUUUUUAGAAAGUAUCACAAAGCAUGCUGACAAGAUCAAUAAAUGUGCUGAAUCAAAGAUGUAUCAGAAGCGAACAGACGCCUCUAACUAUGAAAAGGGUUCAAGCUGGGCAGUGGAGGUGGGAGGCCACCUAAAAGUUUCUUCAAUAGUAGUAGAGAACCUAAACAAAAAUGGGCAGAUGCUUGUAGAGAUGCUAUGUGAGGAAUGCAGUCAUUUUCUUGAGAUAGCAGAAGCUAUCAGAAGCUUGGGUCUGACCAUCUUGAAAGGGAUUACAGAAGUGCAUGGUGAGAAGUUAUGGAUAUGUUUCAUGGUUGAGGGUCAAAACAACAGAGUCAUUCAUAGAAUGGAUAUCCUAUGGUCACUCGUGCAGAUAUUGCAACCUAAGACUUUAAACUAGCAACAAAGACCAGUCAGCUCAUGGAGAUUGUCGUGUUGCUCCUCUGUAAAAUAGUGAGUCAUUCACUCAUUUGUGAUCUUUGAUUGGCAUUUUUUUUAGUCGUGAUUCUUGUUUUGUAUUCUCCUUUUCCUGAAAUAAAAAGGAAAUGAAAAGAAAUGAAGACCAGCAUUUAUGUGAA